GCCACUCUUUCCCCUCUUUGCUCUCGCUCCCUCGAACGGGAAGCGUCGUCUUCUUUUCUCGAUUCCACUUCCGCCAAACCCUAAUUGGUGCGUUGCUACCUGCGAUCUGAUCGGGUUCCGAAACCCUAAUUUCUGGUCUAGGAAAAAUCUCGAACUCCGGCAUGGACGACUGCAGCGGCAAAGCCACUACGGUGGCCCAAGCCAUCGCCGCCGCACUGGAUUGGGGCUCUCCCCCCGACGCCCGGAAGGCGGCCGUCGACUACCUGGAAUCCAGCAGAUUGGAUGAUUGUUUCAGGACUAACGGAACCUGGUCCCCUUGGUUCGUUGAUCACAUAACCAUGCUUGACUUUCAGGUUAAGAGUGGUGACAUUCGAACUUUGGCAAGCACAUCUCUGAUUCUAGUUCAGAGGAAUUGGCCAUCAGAGAUCCGGCUACAUGGGUUCAAGUUAUUGCAGCAUUUGGUUCGAUUUAGAUGGGAUGAGUUUAACAUUACAGAAAGGAGAGAAUUUGCAAACCUCACAAUCAAUAUAGUAUCAGAGGUGGUAAAUCCUCAUGAGGAAUGGGCGCUGAAGAGUCAGACGGCUGCUUUAGUUGCUGAGGUUGUUCGAAGAGAAGGAGUAGCAUUAUGGCAUGAGCUUCUACCAACUUUGGUUUCUCUAUCAAUCAAAGGUCCUAUUGAGGCUGAGUUAGUUGCUAUGGUGCUGAGGUGGCUUCCUGAAGACAUAACAGUUCAUAAUGAGGACUUAGAAGGUGACAGGCGAAGAGUACUCUUGCGUGGGCUUACUGAAUCAUUGACUGAAAUUUUUCCACUUCUAUAUUCUUUGCUUGAAAAACAUUUCGGGGCUGCUUUGAGUGAGUUUGCAGGACAACAGUUGGAUGCAGCAAAACAGCAUGCAUCUACUGUAAUAGCUUCUCUGAAUGCUGUAAAUGCAUAUGCUGAAUGGGCUCCUGUGCCUGAUCUUGCUAAAUAUGGUUUGAUUCACGGAUGUGGGUCCUUACUGCAGUAUAAUGAAUUUCGCCUCCAUGCUUGUGAGUUUUUUAAAUUCAUCUGUCAAAGGAAAAGACCUACUGAUGCUACAGCUGUGGAGUUUGAUUCUGCAAUGACGAUGAUCUUCCAGAUUUUAAUGAAUGUGUCUAGAGAAUUCCUGAGCAGAUCUAGGUCAAAUUUUACUGCAAUUGAUGAAACCGAGUUUGAGUUUGUCGAAUGUAUAUGUGAGUGCAUGGUAACUUUGGCUUCUUCCAACAUGCAAUGUAUUACCGGGGAUGGAACAACAACAACUCAAUUUCUUCAGCAGAUGGUGGAGUACUACCAACAUGUAAAGUUUGGCCUCCACUUCCAAUCUUUGCUCUUUUGGCUUGCAAUAAUGAGAGAACCUGUAUCAAAGGUGAAAGGCGGUGGACAGAUUGGUGGGGACAAUUCUGCUGUUGGUAACUCUGAAGUUUCUUCCAGACCUACAGAAAAAGAAAAGAAAGGGGUGUCAGCUUUCAUCAAUGAUGACAUUUGUGCAGCUAUCUUGGAUAUUUCUUUCCAGAGAAUGUUAAAGAAAAAUCCUUCUGCAACCAACAUAUCAACAUCUAAAGCAUUUGAACUUUGGGAUGAUGAGUUUGAUUCAAGAACUGACUUCAGCCAAUACCGCUCUAGGCUGCUGGAGCUCAUCAGACUUGUUGCUGUUCAAAAGCCACUGGUAGCUGCAACAAGAGUUUCGGAGAGAAUUAACCUGAUACUCAAGAGUUAUGUCCAUGCUUCAGUGUCUGCGCAGGAUGUAGCCUUAAUAGAAAGUAUGCAACUGGGACUUGAAACAGUUGUUGGUGCAAUUUUUGAUGGUUCAGCUGAAUUUUUAAAUAGCGCUGCUGAGUCCAAGUUCCAGUUAUGCACAAUUUUUGAAGGUGUGCUUCAAUGGUUCCUUUCUUUAAGCUGGACCGAACCAGCACUUGCAGUAAUCCUUGGUAGAUAUUUGGAUGCGAUGGGGCCUUUUCUCAAAUACUAUCCUGAUUCAGUUGCGAAUGUUGUGAAUAAACUUUUUGGGCUUUUGACAUCACUUCCUAUUGUGAUCAAGGAUCCUUCUUUUAAUAAUGCUCGUCAUGCUAGAUUGCAAAUUUGUACAUCAUUUAUACGCAUUGCAAAAGCUGCAGAAAGAAGUCUUCUUCCUCAUAUGAAGGGUAUUGCGGACACCAUGGCUUAUCUACAAGGAGAAGGUCACUUACUUCGUGGUGAGCAUAAUCUUUUAGGUGAAGCAUUUCUUAUCAUGGCAUCUUCUGCUGGAAUUCAACAGCAACAGGAAGUGUUAGCUUGGUUACUUGAACCAUUAAGCAAGCAAUGGACACAGUCAGAGUGGCAAAAUGCUUUUCUAUCCGACCCUGCUGGUCUAACUCGAUUAUGUUCUGAUCCUCAAUUUAUGUGGUCAAUUUACCAUACUGUAACAUUCUUUGAGAAGGCACUGAAAAGAAGUGGAAUCAAAAAGUCUGUCCUGAAUCUACAAGGAAGUUCAGUAGUCACUGAUGUUUCCACUCAACCACAUCCUAUGUCUUCUCAUUUAUCAUGGAUGCUGCCCCCUCUCUUAAGGCUGAUUCGUUCCAUACAUUCUCUUUGGUCUCAACCCAUAACUCAAACUUUGACGAGCGAAAUCAGUGCAGCAAAGGCUAUGAAUCAUGUCGAGCAGGCUAGCCUUCUUGGUGAAAGCAAUAAAUUGUUCAAAGGUCUGUCCACUUCUGCAGAUGGACCCCAGACUGACACAUUGAGGGAAGGAGAGUCAAGUGAAAACGACAUAAGAAAUUGGUUAAAAGGAAUCAGGGAUAGUGGGUACAAUGUUAUAGGUCUAUCAGCAACCACAGGAGAUACAUUUUUUCGGUGCAUUGAGAGUCACUCUGUUGCAUUAGCUCUAGUCGAGAAUGUCCAAUCUAUGGAAUUUAGACAUCUGCGGCAACUUAUCCACUUGGUCAUCAUUCCUAUGGUCAAAUUCUGUCCGCCAAAUUUAUGGGAGGUUUGGCUAGAGAGCAUUUUACACCCAUUACUCCUCCACUGUCAUCAAGCUCUUGCUUGUUCAUGGUCCAGUCUUCUACUUGACGGCAGGGCAAAGGUUCCUGAUACCUUUGGCAAUCUUUCUGGUUUGGAGCUGAAGGUGGAAGUGAUGGAAGAAAAGUUGCUCCGUGACUUGACUCGGGAAGUGUGUUCUCUUCUCUCAGUUCUAGCUUCACCACCUCUUAAUAGUGGACUUCCUUCUUUGGAGCAUCUUGGACCUACUAAUCGUGUAGACUCACUUAAAGAAUUGAAUGCAUUUGUCUUAAAUUCUAUGGUCGGAUUUCUCAUGAUGCACAAAGGUCUUGCUCUUCAUGCGCUGAAAAUAGGCAUUGAUGUCUUUGCAUGGACAGAUGGUGAAGCUGUGACUAAAGCUAUCCCUUUCUGCGGAGCUAUUAUUCUUCUUGCUAUCAUGACAAACACUGUGGAACUUAGAGAAUUUGUUGCUAAGGAUUUAUUCCUUGCUUUAAUUAAAGGUCUAACUCUUGAGUCAAAUGCUGUAACUAGCUCAGAUAUCCUCGGAUUGUGUCGUGAAAUAUAUGUCUAUCUGGCAGAUAGAGAUCCUGCACCUAGACAGGUUCUGCUGUCCCUCCCUUCUAUUACAAGAGAUGAUUUGCUCGCUUUUGAGGAUGCUCUGGCUAAAACAAGUAGCCCUAAGGAACAAAAACAACUUAUUAAGAGCUUGCUUCUGUUAGCUACUGGAAACAAAUUAAGAGCCCUUGCUACCCUUAAGAGCACAAACAUCAUAACGAAUGUGACAGGUAGAUCACGGAGUUCAACCGCAACUUCUGGACCUAACAUUGAAGAAGAUGACACCAUUGGCUUAGCGGCAAUAACUUGAGAUACUUUUAUCUGUUCUGAUCUCUAAUCUUUUGGAGGAUGGGUUCAGAAAUUUCAGACGGGAUUUAUAACCAAGACAUACAAAUUGUUGUGCCAAAAACAAAUGCACGACUAUUCAUGAUACCAAAGAGCAGAAUCAAAUUGUUUUCGUUCAAUCAGGCCCCAUUAGGUUGUAUCAUAAUGUUCAACAGAUGUCUCUUUAUCUUGGGUUUGUGUGGCAUAUCUAUCCUUUGCGUUUGGAUUUCCCUUGUGGAGUUAAUUUAUAUGUUUCAGGUGCUGUAUAAUCUAAAUGUUUUAUAGUUCAAUUGGCUAUUUACUAGUUUGGGAUCCAUAAAUAUUACAUGCACAUGUAAACUACACUUGUAUUUUGAUUGUGCUUAUGAGCGGCGGCAAUUCACAGCAUAAAUGAUUCUUUGGCACAAA
Molecule: messenger RNA, 4279 nt
Organism: Musa acuminata AAA Group (dessert banana)
Lineage: Eukaryota; Viridiplantae; Streptophyta; Magnoliopsida; Zingiberales; Musaceae
Product: protein HASTY 1
Exons: 23
Coding region: 162-3857 (1231 amino acids)
Biological process (GO): protein export from nucleus; RNA export from nucleus
Cellular component (GO): nucleus; RNA nuclear export complex; cytoplasm
Molecular function (GO): nuclear export signal receptor activity; RNA binding
Source: RefSeq, a predicted model, not a curated record